UUCUGCUUCAUACACACUGAUUACCAAACAUCAACGACAAGAUCUAACAGUUUGAAACUAAUAUUGAUUUAUUGAUCUUUUUUAAAUUUUAUUUUUCAAUCGGCCUUCAUGAUUGGCUAUUUUUCUAAGAACUGGCACUUCCGCUCAAAGUUGCUUUGGAAAACUAUACGAAAUCCAUCACGGGGCUUAAACCGGAAGUGUGCAGCAAAUUAAUUCCUUUUGAGAAAACAGUCGAUCAAUGAUACACAUAAUCCAACUGACGUAUUGACAUAUGGGUGGAAUACUCUAGCAUGUAGAGACAUAUCCCGCCUGAGAGUUCAGAAUCUCACAGCCACUUUUGCCAGAACACUUCAAAAUUGUCUGUUCAUUUAUUUCUGUUGGUUAUUUUGUUCACCUUUAUCCAUAUUUUCUAAGAUGGCGUGUCUCAAACUAGUAACUAUUUUAUUCGCUUGUGUCAUCAUUGUUCCUAUUACUUUAACAUCGCCCUCUCUUUCGAUGAAAUACUAUAGACGUUACAACUUCGAGACUGGGAACUGCUCAUCGGGGACGCCAACGAAAGAUAAACAGGAUUGUCUCCGGCAGUGCUCAACAUCUUCGGAUUGCAUCGCCUUCAAAUACAGCACCUCCAUAGGAACUUGCAUCCGGUGCUCUGAGAAUGAGGUCUCAUCAAUCACUUUCGGUGGAUCCUCGCUCUACUUGCUACGCGGAGCUUCCGUGUUUCAAAGAUUCUCUGAUGUAGAGACCUACAUUUAUGGUACAAUCAGGUUUUUGAUCAAGAUUGAAUGUACGUUAAUGAAUAGCAGUAACCCUUAUUGGUACUUCCUGGAGAUCACUGCAAUAAAGGAUGGCAUGACGUCACUGAUGAUGAAAAUGACGCUGCAGUCUAAUAGUGACGUGGACCUGAUUUCGCUGAUCAACAACGCUUGGAUAGGCCACACUGUGUACACCUCGCCCGUUGUUUUCAAGGCAGGUGUCUCCCUGGACACUGUCCUGCUGGUCACGGCAGAGUUCAUUAAAAUCUACUUUAACACAAUGUACUGCUGUAGUUACCCAGUGAACAUCUCUAAGAACUACUCAAUAGGGGUGGGUGUGUAUGGGACUGUAAAUAUUAAAGAAUUUAGUUUCUGAAUAAUAUGGGAAUAAAAAGUGGUAAACGCAUUUGUGCAUAACAACAUAUUUCGUCAUCAAUGGUUUAAAAAAAAGAAAGUUGGGAAAAUAAAUUUGGUUUCAGACAUUCUUGAGUUUAAGAACACCAAAAAAAAAAAUAACACCAAAAAAACAUUGACACACUAAUAGCAAAAAAAAAAAAAAACAAAAAAACUGUAUAUUUUUUUUUAUAAUACCUCUAUUCAAAUCAGAACUUCAUGGAACCUGGAGGCUGGGAAGUAGGUGAAGGGUGGAACCUGGACAAGGAUCUAAAUAAAAAGGGGCUCUAUUUUCUUAGAAAUUGAACAGUCGGCGUAUAUCGCUAAGAAAAGAAUGACCAUCUCGUUGAGAACAAAUUAGACCGUUAUAGUUUUUCAAAGUAAAAAAAAAUAAAAUAAAUAGGCUUUUAAAAAAAUACAUGGCGUAGUCAGCAGUAGUGUACCGAUAACUGAUUUGUUUCAUACAUUUAAAGUUACUUUCAUUUUAUUAAUAGAUUAUCUAAGCUUUUUUUUAUAUUUUUUAAGUAGCCUAAAUCUAAUAUAG
Messenger RNA from Biomphalaria glabrata, 1689 nucleotides. RefSeq lists its product as uncharacterized. The record is from RefSeq and is a predicted model, not a curated record. Bases 415 to 1128 code for a protein of 237 amino acids. The transcript is spliced from 2 exons. Lineage: Eukaryota; Metazoa; Mollusca; Gastropoda; Planorbidae.